CCAACUCUUCUGGUCAGAUCUCCACAAGGAGCAGACUUUACUUAACUGCUACUGACAACUGAAGGACAGCCACAAAACCACUCUUAAAGAAGCACUUUAUUUCAAUACAAACUUUCCAAUGGGCUUCAAGGAUUCCAAGGUCACGGGAGCUGUCGUACAGAGACGUGACGGCAGGCUGGAGGUGGAGCAGAAGCCUAAGUAGAAACUGAUAGUUGGUCUGUAGGCUCAUAUACCUCUCAAGCAUGGGGCCCUACACAGCCUCUGAUCUACCCAGGCCUCUGCUGGAUCAGCGCAGUGGAACAUUUCUCUAUCCCAGUUGGUAGAGUUCACUCACAACGGAAUAAGUUGGUUGUCUCCUCUGUUAUUUGAGAAGACACUUUGACACCAUCUCUUCCUCUGUGAUUGCAACACUUGCAGCUCUGAGACGUCAAGUCGUCUUCACUUGGGCAGUUUCACUCUGGCUAUGGCUCUUCCGGUCUGUGGAUACAGCAUAUCUUUGUGUUUCAGUUGGACUGAAUGCGGGAUGGAGCUUUAAUGCUGCUGCCAUGAGAGUUUCCUUUCUUGCCUCAGCCAAACGACUUUAACUUCACCUCCCUAUCAUUUUUUGAAGGAUGGAGCUUCACACUUUUAGCUUUGGUUAAACCAGUCUAGCGCCUAGGCCAGACAUUACUGCGAUACUUACUGUCAUGGUGGAGUAGAUGGAUAAUAAAGACAGACUUCUGUGCCUCCAAUCUCCUGCAAGGAAUUACUUUUAUUUGUCAAUCAUGGGAGCUGUGUUUUACACCCUGUAAACUCUUCCAGUGUCCCAAUCCUCCUCCAUCCCAUUGGUUCUUCCCAUUUUACCCACCUCUAUCGAUUGUAUCUGAGUGUCUUUGCCUGGCUGUCUGCACCAUGGAAGUGCCAACUAAAUGGAGCAGGGCUAGUGUCAUCAGCUUCAUCAAGGGCCUCGCCUCUCCAGUGGGACUGAAGCCACCACUCCCAACAGUCAGUGGAACCUUGGGAGAGAGGAAGGGUCCUGUCGUCAUGGCGCCUGUCAACGUGGACCCUGAGAGUAAGCCGGGCGAGUUCGUCCUAAAGAGCCUGUUCGCCAACUUCACCUUGCUCUCGGAACGCAAGAUUCGCAUCAUCAUGGCCGAACCACUGGAGAAGCCACUUAACAAAUCUCUGCAGAGAGGAGAGGACCCACAGUUCGACCAGUUGAUCAGCAGUAUGAGUUCUCUAGCAGAGUACUGCCUGCCGUCUAUCCUGAGGACUCUGUUUGACUGGUACAAGAGGCAGAACGGCCUGGAAGAUGAGUCCCAUGAGUAUCGACCCAGGGCCAACACCAAGUCCAAAAAUGAUGAGCAACAGAAGGACUACUUAUUGGAGAGGAGAGAUCUGGCAAUAGACUUCAUCUUUUCUCUAGUGCUUAUAGAAGUUUUAAAGCAGAUCCCCCUCCAUCCUCUUUUGGAUGGACUCAUCCAAGAAGUUAUAAACUUGGCCUUUAAGCACUUCAAAUACAAGGAAGGGUAUCUGGGACCCAACACAGGCAACAUGCACAUAGUGGCUGACCUCUAUGCUGAAGUAGUGGGCGUUGUAGCUCAGUCCAGGUUCCCAGCAGUGAGGAAGAAGUUCAUCUCCGAGCUGAAGGAGCUGAGACAGAAGGAGCAGAGCCCCUACGUCAUUCAGUCCACCAUCAGCCUGAUCAUGGGACUCAAGUUCUUUCGCAUCAAAAUGUACCCGGUGGAAGACUUUGAAGCCUCCUUCCAGUUCAUGCAGGAGUGUGCACAGUAUUUCUUGGAAGUAAAGGAUAAAGACAUCAAGCACUCAUUGGCUGGGCUCUUUGUGGAGAUACUUGUACCUGUAGCUGCUACUGUGAAGAAUGAGGUGAAUGUGCCUUGUCUUCGAAAUUUCGUAGAGAGCUUGUACGAUACCACGCUGGACCUGUCCUCUAGGAAGAAACACUCUCUGGCUCUGUAUCCUCUGGUGACCUGCCUGCUGUGUGUCAGUCAGAAGCAGUUCUUCCUCAGCCGCUGGCACAUUUUCCUCAACAACUGUCUGUCAAACCUCAAGAAUAAAGACCCCAAGAUGGCACGUGUAGCUCUAGAAUCUCUCUACCGCCUGCUGUGGGUCUACAUGAUCCGAAUAAAGUGCGAGAGCAACACUGGAACGCAGAGUCGCCUGACGUCCAUCACCUCCACUCUAUUCCCCAAAGGGAGUCGCAGCGUUGUGCCCAGAGACAUGCCCCUUAAUAUUUUUGUCAAGAUUAUCCAGUUUAUAGCUCAGGAGAGACUGGAUUUUGCCAUGAAGGAGAUCAUAUUUGACCUGCUGAGUGUUGGGAAACCUGCCAAAGCCUUCAGUCUCAACCCAGAGCGUAUGAACAUCGGUCUGCGGGCGUUCCUGGUGAUAGCAGAUGCUCUGCAGCAAAAGGACGGGGAGCCUCCUAUGCCCAACACAGGAGCCACUCUGCCCUCCGGAAACUCGCUGAAGAAGAAGAAAACUUAUCUCAGCAAGACGCUGACUGAAGAGGAAGCCAAACUAAUAGGCAUGUCCUUGUACUACUCCCAGGUGCGAAAGGCUCUGGACAACAUCCUUAGACACUUGGACAAGGAGGUGGGACGUUGCAUGAUGCUCACCAGCGUCCAGAUGCUCAACAAAGAACCAGAGGACAUGAUCACUGGUGAAAGGAAGCCUAAAAUCGACCUGUUCCGGACAUGUGUGGCUGCUAUUCCUCGCAUCCUUCCUGAUGGCAUGUCCAAACCUGAGCUCAUUGACCUGCUCUCACGACUUACAGUGCACAUGGACGAUGAGCUUCGUCUUAUUUCCCAGAACUCCCUGCAGAGCCUAUUACUGGAUUUCUCAGACUGGAGGGAAGACGUCCUGUUUGGUUACACGCAUUUCCUUCUGCGUGAGGUCCAAGACACCCAUCAGGGUCUGCAGGAUGCAUCUGUGAAGCUCCUUCUCCAGCUGCUCACGCAGUGGAGGCUAGCUCUGCAGCUCCAGGGGAAGAUGCGAGGCGGAGUUGAGGCCAGCCCCAGACUGCCAGAGCGAAGCCCUCAUUGCUCAGUGCUACAUGCCGUUGAGGGCCUGGCUCUGCUGCUCCUCUGCUCAUGUCAGAUCAGCACGAGGAAGCUGGCGGUCGGUGUGUUAAGAGAAAUACGUUGCCUCUUCACAGCUCUGGGACAUGCUGAGGAUGAUGAUAAACCCAUGAUAGAGGUCAUGGAUCAGCUGAGCCCAGCUGUAAUGGACAGCUUUGUUCAUGUGGCUGUCUCUGACUCGUCCACCCUGCCGCUCAGCCACCACGUUGACCUGCAGUGGCUGGUGGAGUGGACAGCUCGCCUGGUUAGCAGUUCCUAUGACGUGAAGAGCCCUAGCCACGUCUGGAUCUUUGCCCAGUGCUUGAAGGACCCGUGGGUGCUCUGUCUGCACAUCUUCUUGCGGCAGGAGCACCUGCCCAAACACUGCCCCGUCGCCCUGGGAUACGCCUGGCCCUACGUUUUCACGCGGCUACAGCUGCUACUGCCACUGGUUGACCCCAACAGCCCAGUGAAUGCUAAGAAGACCAGUACGGCAGGCUCCAGCGACAGCUACAUCUCACUGUGGCGUAACUACCUGAUCCUGUGUCUAGGUGUGGCUAAGCCAAGCAUCAUGUCCCCCGGUCAUCUUAGAGCUUCAACACCAGAGAUUACAGCGACCACGCCCGAUGGCAGUGUCACCUACGACAACAAGGUGAUAGGCACUCCCUCAGUAGCCUGGCUUUUGAAACAGCUUGUCCCGCUGAUGAGAGCUGAGAGUCUGGAGAUCACAGAGUCUCUGGUGCUGGGGUUUGGAUGCACAAAUGCUCUGGUCUUCAGGGAGCUAGUUGAAGAACUCCAUCCAUUGAUGAAGGAAGCACUGGAACGUAGGCCUGAGAACAAGAAGCGCAGAGAGAGGAGGGAUCUUCUCAGGCUGCAGCUGCUGAGGAUCUUUGAACUGUUGGCCAAUGCAGGAGUUAUCAGUGACAGCACCAACGGAGCACUGGAGCGUGAUUCCCUGGCACUGGGUGCCUUGUUCCUUGAGUAUGUGGAUCUAACCCGGAUGCUUCUGGAGGCCGAGAAUGAGAAGGAGCUGGACGUGCUUAAAGACAUCAGAGCCCAUUUCAGCGGGAUGGUGGCCAAUCUCAUCCAGUGUGUUCCUGUCCACCACAGGCGCUUCCUCUUCCCUCAGCAGUCUCUGAGACACCAUCUCUUCAUCCUCUUCAGCCAAUGGGCUGGACCCUUCAGUGUCAUGUUCACUCCCCUCGAUCGUUACAGUGACCGCAACCAUCAGAUCACUCGCUACCAGUACUGUGCUCUCAAGGCUAUGUCAGCAGUGCUGUGUUGCGGCCCAGUGUUUGACAACGUGGGUCUCUCUACUGACGGCUAUCUCUACAAAUGGCUGGACAACAUCUUGGCCUGCCACGACCUACGGGUGCACCGUCUGGGGUGUGAGGUGGUGAUUCUGCUCUUAGAACUGAACCCAGACCAAAUCAAUCUAUUCAACUGGGCCGUGGACCGCUGCUUCACUGGAUCUUACCAGCUGGCAUCUGGCUGCUUCAAGGCCAUCGCCACUGUCUGCGGUAACAGGAAUUACCCAUGUGACCUCGUGACCUUGCUCAACCUGGUGCUGUUCAAAGCCUCAGACACCAGCAGAGAAAUAUAUGAGAUAUCCAUGCAGCUGAUGCAGGUGCUGGAGUCUAAGCUGUGUGCGUACUCUAAGCGGAUGGUGGAGCAGAAGCCUGGUAAUAUUUUGUAUGGCACACACGGCCCCCUGCCUCCCCUUUACAGCGUCAACCUGUCUCAACUCUCCAUCCAGCUGGCCAGCAUGUACCCAGAGCUCACUCUGCCUCUUUUCUCAGAGGUGAGCCAGCGUUUCCCAACCAGCCACCCCAACGGCAGACAGAUCAUGCUAUCCUACCUGCUGCCCUGGCUUAGUAACAUUGAGCUAGUGGACACGGGGCUUCUACCCCCUGCCUCAAGCCCCUGCACACCCGAAGAGGAACCUCGCGGUCAGGCACAGGGCAUGGGUUUGUCCCCGAGUCUGAGAGGUAAUGGCUGGGGCUCCCUGCAGGCGACCUCGUUGGUGCUCAACAACCUCAUGUUCAUGACUGCUAAGUAUGGAGACGAGGUUCCUGGCCCAGAGAUUGAGAACGCCUGGAACGCUCUGGUGUCCAAUGAAAGGUGGAGCAACAACUUACGGAUCACCCUGCAGUUCCUUAUCAGCCUAUGUGGAGUCAGCAGUGAUACCACACUGUUGCCUUAUAUCAAGAAGGUGGUAAUCUACUUGUGUCGCAACAACACGAUCCAGACUAUGGAGGAGCUCCUGUUCGAGCUGCAGCAGACUGACCCAGUCAACCCAGUGGUCUUGCACUGUGACAACCCUCCCUUCUACCGGUUUGCUGCCAGCAACAAAGCCUCCACCUCACAGACAGGCACCACCUCCAGCAGUAACACUGUGGUGGCUGGUCAGGAGAACCUGCCAGACACAGAUGAGAACAAGUUGGUUAGAGAGGAAGAGCGGAGGGCGAGGGCUCACAACAGACUAGAGUCUCGCUACAGCAACAGCUCUGGAGGCUCCUACGAGGACGAAAAGACUGACCCGCUCCCGCCAUAUGCUGGUUGGCUACUGAGUGUUCUGGAAACCAACCGUCCUCAGCCGUUACCCAUGCCCGUUAACGGAGGCUGCUGGGCUCCUCUGGUUGACUACCUCCCCGAAACCAUAACGCCUCGAGGACCACUGCACAGGUGUAACAUUGCAGUGAUCUUUAUGACUGAAAUGGUGGUGGACCACAGCGUGAGAGAAGACUGGGCUUUGCACCUGCCCCUGCUACUACAUGCCCUCUUCUUGGGCCUGGACCACUACAGACCAGAGGUCUAUGAACACAGCAAACGCCUCCUUCUCCACCUCCUCAUUGCCCUCUCCUGCAACAACAACUUCCAGGUAAUAGCCUCAGUUCUGAUGCUGACGAGAGAGAUUAGCGACAACAAGACCCUCACCAUUAAGUCCAGCUACCACACAGAGUACCAGCAGUCACAUGCACCUGACUUCCUGCGAGAGUGGCAGGCUUCUCCAGUGGUGGACUCUGGCCUCAGCUCCACCUCCAACUCGUCCUCUGCCAGUCUGGGUGGCGGCAGCACUGCGGGCAGUGUUGGAAAUUUGCCCCUUGUAACACCCGAUGACCUGGAGGAUCUUGAAGAUACGCCCAAUGAGACAGAUGAAAAGACAAGCAAACUCAUUGAGUUCCUCUCCACCAGAGCGUUUGGGCCGCUGUGGGUGCAUGAGGACAUCACACCGAGGAACCCCAACUCCAAGAGCACGGAGCAACUCUCCAACUUCCUACGCCAUGUCAUCUCUGUCUUCAAGGAGUCCAAGUCUGACUUCCACCUGGAGCAGGAGCUGAGUGAUGUGGCUUUACAGACAGCCCUGUGCAGCUCCUCACGUCACUAUGCUGGGCGCUCUUUCCAGAUCUUCAGGGCCCUCAAACAGCCAAUCAACAACCACGCUGUCUCUGACCUGGUCUCACGACUGGUUGAGGUGGUGGGAGAACAUGGAGAUGAGGUUCAGGGCUAUGUGAUGGAGGUACUGUUGACGCUGGAGUCAGUGGUGGUGAAUCUAGCAGAGUGUCUGAAAAACAGCGACCUUAUGGCAGCUCUGACCAGGACGUCCUCACCAGACUUUGUGACUAGUGACAAACUGAUGAACAGAAAGAGCACAGGUCAGUUGAACUUCCCUGGCCCCGGAUUCGUUGGUCUGUCGUCACAACGCCAUCAGCGCUCCUACUCGGUCCCCAAGAAGUUUGGCGAGUGUGGCAACCAGUUGAGUGAUCCUCCUCGCAGUGCAACUCUGGAUCGCAUACAGGCCUGCAACAGUCACGGCCUCACCCGGACAGGAAGAACCCCUGGCUCCUGCACGUCAUCAACCAAUCGUAUCGAUCCCAGUGUUCUAUCAGAUCCUGCCCAUGUUUCCCAUCCUUCAACUAUACUGGCCACAGUCUUCUGGGUAGCGGUGUCACUCAUGGAGUCAGACUUUGAGUUUGAAUAUCAAAUGUCACUUCGCCUGGUUCACAAGCUGUUGUCAAAGGUCCCCUUGGACAGAGCAGAGAACCGCGAGCGCCUAGAGAAGCUGCAGGCUCAGCUGAGGUGGAGCGGAUUCUCGGGGAUUCAGCAGCUUUUGUUAAAGGGUUUUACCUCCCAGGCCACUUCUGACCUCACCUUACAGCUCUUCUGCCAGCUCACGCCAGUCUCCCGUGUGCCUGUCGUCGACAGCUCACAGUCUAUAGGUUUCCCUCUGAAUGUGCUGUGUCUGCUGCCUCACUUGGUGCAGCACUUUGGCCACCCAACUCAGUUUUGUAAGGAGAGCGCUGAGAGGAUUGCACAGGUGUGUUUGGAGGAGAAGAACACGAAGCUGUCCCAUUUGGCCCAUGUGAUGACUCUCUAUAAGACACGUUCCUACACACGGGACCCUUUCUCCUGGGUCAGUGUGGUGUGUCGCUACCUCCAUGAGGCUUUCUCCAACAUCACACUCAACAUGGUCACCUAUAUGGCUGAGCUGCUGGAUAAGGGCCUUCCCAGUAUGCAGCAGUCUCUCCUCCAGAUCAUCUACUGUCUGCUCAGCCACAUGGACCUGACUGCUGUACAAGUCAAACAGUUCAAUGCCGAUGUCAUGAAGACCAUUGAGAAGUUUGUCCAGACAGUACACUGGAAAGAUGCUUUGAACAUCUUAAAGCUGGUGGUGUCACGCUCUGCCAGCCUAGUUCAUCCGGUGUACGGCCACACGCAGGGUGACCUUUCCAACCUAGAGGUCAGCCGGGUGUGGGACGGUUCAGCCAAGGCUCUGCCUGGGAAAACACUGGACUUCACUUUUGACAUCUCUGAGACUCCAGUGAUUGGGCGUCGGUUCGACGAGCUCCAGGGUUCAGGGGGUAGAGAGGGGAAGGCCAGAGCCAUGGCUGUUACCCGCAGUACUUCCUCCACUUCCUCUGGAUCCAACUCCAACACCAUCCUGGUGCCCGUCAGCUGGAGGCGACCACAGUCAUCUCAGAAAAGAACCAGAGAGAAGCUGGUGAAUGUUUUGUCUCUUUGUGGACAAGAAGUCGGACUCACCAAAAACCCAUCUGUGAUCUUCUCAUCCUGUGGUGACUUGGACAUGAUGGAGGUGCGGGAAAGUGGCGUGUCAUCAGAGGAGGGGGAACCCGAGGACACGCUAGAUGACACUGCCAGUGAGCAGCAGUUUAGGGUUUUCCGAGACUUUGACUUCCUGGACGUGGAGCUGGAGGACGGAGAGGGCGAGACCGUCGAUAACUUUAAUUGGGGUGUGCGUCGGCGAUCUCUGGACAGUACAGAGCUGGGUGACCUGUUAGAGGAGAGCCAGCACUCAGGCAGCACCCCGAGUCUGGGUCAUGAGGACCCCCACGACUCGGACGAGUCGUCAGAGGAGGAGGAGUCUUCAACAAGCCAGAGCCUCUCUCACUCUCAGCUUACUAACCCCUCUCCAUCAGAGGAGACCAAUCACACUGAUUCUUUAUCCACUUCUUAUGACACAUCUGCCGACCCACAGUCCUUCAAUGCCACCACACCUGGCCAGGGAGCCCUCCAUGAUGAACACAGUGGCCUACAUGUGAGGGUGUGUGGUGAGGACGAGGACACUCAGGCCCAGGACGACGAGCUGUCAUUGAGCGCCAACGAGCUCCCUCACGGCUCAGACUGCGGGGAGAGCUUCACCCUGGAGUUGCCGGGGCAGCCUCAGGAUCAGCUGCCCAAUCUGGACCACAGCCUCAACCCAGACUACUGCCAGCCACCGCUGGACUUUUUAGACCCUAACUGCCUACCCAGCCUACGUGAUGAUGUAGAUGACCUGGAAGACCUUGGUUUUCCACCACCCCCCUCUCCAUUUUUCUCCGCCAUAUUGGCAGCCUUCCAGCCCACAGUGUGUGACGAUGCUGAAGAGGCGUGGCGUUGUCAUAUCAGCCAACUUGUGACAGACUCAGAUGGGUCCUGCGCUGUCUACACUUUUCAAGUCUUCUCAUCUCUCUUUAAGAACAUCCAGGGUAAAUUCUGCACAUUGACAACUGAUGUUGCCACUUACCUUGGAGAGGGCUUAAGGGGCAUUGGAUCAAAGUUCCUCAGGUCCUCACAGAUGCUAACCACAUGCUCAGAUUGUCCCACAAUCUACAUUGAUGCCGAUACGAUCAUGUCCUAUGGUCUCCUUGAAAAGAUGAAGUUCAGUGCGCUGGAGCUGCAGGAAUACCUGGAUACCUACAACACCAAAGAGGAGGCUGCUGUAUCGUGGCUGAGGAACUGUAAGGACACAUUUCCCAGGUGUCCUGGUGACAGUGUAGUUACCUGCCAGCCUGGAGACUCAGAGGAGAAGCAAAUGGAGUCUCUUGCACAACUGGAGCUUUGUCAGCGACUCUACAAGCUGCACUUCCAGCUUCUCCUACUCUUCCAGUCCUACUGCUCGCUCAUUGGUCAAGUUCAUGCCAUCAGCUCUGUGCCUGAGCUGCUGAACAUGUCUCGAGAGCUCACUGAUCUGAAGACCAGCCUGCAGGCAGCAGAGGCAGCUGUGGCCAGCGACCUGGAGCACAAACACUUGGCCCACACUCACGCACAUGCCACCCAGGUGGCGGCCAUGGUCGUGCCCAGCUUCCCCACCUCAGAGGCAGCUGUGCAGGCCAUACUGGAGUGCCUUAAGAACCACGAGUUCACCAAAGCUGUGCGCUACAUCCAGGAGUGCAGGAGGCAGUGGCCCAACGGAGUGUUCGGUGGCAGCUCAGAGAGCGAGGUCCAGACGCUGCUCAAUAUCUACUUUCGCCACCAGACGCUGGGCCAGACGGGCACCAUUGCCCUGGUCGGUUCCCGCCAGGACCUCAGCCUGAUCUGCUCCAAGCUGUUGGAACUCAACGGGGAGAUCCGCGACAUGAUCCGCCGCGCCCAGGGUUACCGGGUUGUCACAACCUACCUCCCCGACUCCAGCGUCUCCGGGACCAGCCUCUGACAGGACCUCAGGAGCCCCCC
Molecule: messenger RNA, 10010 nt
Organism: Xiphias gladius (swordfish)
Lineage: Eukaryota; Metazoa; Chordata; Actinopteri; Istiophoriformes; Xiphiidae
Gene: fryb
Product: furry homolog b (Drosophila)
Biological process (GO): neuron projection development; cell morphogenesis
Cellular component (GO): site of polarized growth; cell cortex
Source: RefSeq, a predicted model, not a curated record